Molecule: messenger RNA, 913 nt
Organism: Blastocystis hominis
Lineage: Eukaryota; Bigyra; Opalinata; Blastocystidae
Exons: 3
Coding region: 416-913 (165 amino acids)
Molecular function (GO): protein binding
Source: RefSeq, a predicted model, not a curated record
GCAAAGAAUCAGAAUGGUGAAUACCUUUGUUCGAUUUGGAGUCAUGGCCGUAGCCAUGGUGCUCUCGCGUUUUGUAGAUACUUCAAAUCCUGACAUGCUCAUGAAAGUAAGAAUUGCAUAUGUAGUGAGCGUUGUUUUAAAUGCUUCUAUAUUUUGGUACAUCCGUACUCUAGUGAGAAGCAAGCAUGACGAUACGAAGAUCUACAUCGUUCGUAAACUAUUGGGACAGGAGAACGUCGAGGAGACGACCUAUUUUGAAAAGGAGGAGCAAGUUUGUUCUCAGUCCAUCACAGGUGCAGUUUCUGGUGUUGCGAUGACUCUGGGACUGAUGUCUAUGAAGUUGGGACUGCAUUACGGUAUGGUGAUGCAAAUUAUUCAAAUGCCUUUUAAUCUGUGGAUAAACCCUCUUUUCCAGAUGUACAUUUUGAAGAAACCCGUUGAUCAUCCUUGGGACGAGCAAACUGAAGUACCUAUUGGAAAGAUGAGCAAGAACGAGUCAGUGGAAGGUUUGAAGAAGGAAAUUCAGAAAUGCUGGGACGACGGUGAAGUAGCGACCUAUGAUUCGUUGCUUCAGUUGUGCUCUCUGGCGGGCGUGAAUACUGCAACGGAGCACGGUUGGACACCCCUGAUGGUCAUCAUGGGCAAUCCUCUAGGUGAUAUGAACGCCAUUGACACACUCGUGAAGCUGCGUGUUUCCAUCGACGCUCAGGAUGACGAGGGUUGGACCUGUCUGCACUGGGCGGCGUAUCACAACAAUGUGGGAGGAGUCGAGAAGCUAAUGGAGACGGUGGGCUCGGUUCCGGUGCUGAAGCUUCUGACAGUGAAGAAUAAGGAAGGCUUAACAGCGCUGGAGGUGGCGAAGAAGAACGGACAGUUGAAUUUCGAGAAUUGGCUGCAGGCCACUGUGAAGUAG